UUCAUUAAAUAUCUUAUCAAAUAUUAAUAAUGCUCAUCUUUUGAAAAACUUAAAAAACCAAAGUUUCCCAAAUUGUAAGGUAUUAUUAAGAAACCAUUUUUGUCAUUUUCUUUCUUUGAUGAAGUCUACACCAACUGUAACCAAAAAAAAAAAAAAAAAAAAACAAACAAACAAAACGGUGACACAGUAACACAGAGAGAGAGAGAGAGACAAGUAUCACUAACCACCAUGGCUACCACCGCCAUUGUUAGGUCUCCAAAACUCCCCUUACCUCUACCCGAAACAACAACCACUUCAAAUCUCCAAUCCCUAAACCACAACAACACUUUCUUAUUCACUCCUUUACAUAAUAAACGACGUCGUUUUAUCUCGAUCUAUGCUUCCACCGACAGUACCGGUUCCAGUGACCUAAGCAACAAUGCAUUUGGAGGUGAAAUUAAGAAAGGACAAGCAAUUGAGCUUAAUAAAGUUAAUGAUGAUAAUCCUUAUGAAUUCAAUGCUAAGGAUUCACCUAAUCCCCUUCCAAGGCCAUUAACUUCGGCUGAUUUGAGCAAUAUGGCGUCUGAAGGUUCUCGUCUUCGGGUUGCUUAUCAGGGUGUGCGUGGUGCUUAUAGUGAAUCAGCGGCAGAGAAAGCAUACCCCAACUGCGAAGCAGUUCCGUGUGAACAAUUUGAUACUGCUUUUGAAGCUGUUGAAAGGUGGCUUGUUGAUAGAGCAGUUUUACCAAUUGAAAACUCUUUAGGGGGGAGUAUCCACAGGAAUUAUGACCUCUUACUGAGACACCGUUUACAUAUAGUUGGAGAAGUCAAACUAGCAAUUUCGCACUGUUUGCUGGCUAACAAUGGCGUCAAAAUUGAAGACCUGAAAAGAGUUCUUAGCCAUCCGCAGGCUCUUGCUCAGUGUGAGAACACAUUAACGAAGUUGGGAUUGGUCAGAGAAGCUGUGGAUGAUACUGCUGGUGCAGCCAAGUAUAUUGCUUUCAACAAACUCAAAGAUGCAGGGGCAGUUGCAAGUCUGGCUGCGUCUAGGAUCUAUGGUUUGAAUGUGCUUGCACAAGAUAUUCAGGAUGAUUCUGAUAAUGUCACCCGCUUCCUUAUGCUGGCCAGGGAGCCCAUCAUUCCUGGUACGGAUAAACCAUUCAAGACAAGUGUAGUUUUUUCGCUUGAUGAAGGUCCUGGGGUGCUUUUCAAGGCACUUGCUGUUUUUGCUAUGCGAAAUAUCAACCUUACUAAGAUUGAGAGUCGUCCGCUGCAAAAGCAGGCUUUGCGGGUGCUUGAUGAUAGUCUAGAUGGAUUUCCAAAGUACUUCCCUUACCUUUUCUAUGUUGAUUUCGAAGCAUCAAUGGCCGAUCAAAGGGCUCAAAAUGCUCUGGGGCAUCUAAAGGAAUUUGCUACCUUUUUACGAGUUUUAGGGAGUUACCCUUCAGAUAGUGGAAUAGCUUGACAUUUACAAGUGGAAGUAAAUUAUUGUUGAUAUGGGAAGAGGAGAAUGAGAGUAGAGGACACAGAAUCCUCAAAUUAAAGAUAACCAGAAGAGGAGACAUAUUCUAGAAAGUAGCAUACAUUUUAUCUCUUAGUUGAAAGUUGAAACCUAGCUAUUCCAUGAUAGAGCCGAAAUCAGAUAAACAACUUGCAAGGGAUCUUCUUUCCACGACUCCAAAAUCAUAAAUUAAGCAGUCUGUUAGUGUACUAGACAGCUGAGUUGUAAUCACCUCCCACCUCUCAGGGCAAAAUUAAGAAAAGAGUGAAGACAAAAUAGUGAAAGAAGGGUUGUGGGGUAUCAGUAAAGGCUGAAAACGGCAUUAUGGCUGGGGUUUGUUCAUUUGUAAUUUCUGUAUUAUGUGUGCUGUGCAUGGCAACCUUAAGGGGCAAUUUGCUAGCUGGAAUUGUUUUUUGCUGAGGGAAAAUCAAGGAAACCCGCAAGGGUGGCUCAGUUGGUUAAGCAUGGGGCUUCUAAUGGAGGUCUCAGGUUCGAAACCCGCUGCCUACGAUAGCAGAGGGGAUUUGCCUUCUGGGUCGAGCUUGUCGCAAGGGGCUUGCCUAGUGCGGGUUAUCUCUCCUGUGUGGUUUGUGGGCGCAGGAGCGGGGUUUACCCUGUGCGCACCCGAAGGGUAGUGGCUGCGGGUUCCCUUGUCAUCAAAAAUCAAGGAAAAUAGAAGCUUUGCUCAAUAAAACAUAAGAAAAAAAGGAACAGGAAGGUGAUAUAGUUCACAUUUUUGCUAAUAGAAAAUUUCUUUUCGCUACUCUUUUUUUUCUUAAUCAAAUAUAAAGAAGUUACCUUUGGAUAGAACUUUCCAUUGUUUGAUGUAUUCAAUCAACUCAUGAGAACCAUGUAAAGAGACGAAGCCAAUAAAGAGAAAGACACAUUAAAGUUCAGUCUACAAGGAGAAACUUCUAAUUAAAGAAAGAAUACUCUAAAUUAACGUAUCAAAAAAUGGAAAGACUAUUCUAGGUUGUCGACAACUUAGUUCUGAACGCAACUCUAGCGUUGUCCCUGACACAGUGAACACAUGUUCAUUCCUCUUUGAUUUGGUGAAAGAAUAAGUCAAGUUCUCGGGAUGAAGUUAGAGGAACCUUUGUAGACCCUUUUAUGGGGUUUUGUGAGGAUGAUUGGUUUAGUUAAAGGAAAAGUGGCUUUUUCUCUGGUGAAUUGCUUCCUUAGAUUACACAGAAUAUGAUAAAACCUUGUCUCGUGUUGCUGUUUUUGCAAAAUCACCAGUUUGGUCGAGGGCAUCCCAACUGGAUUGACUGGGAUGACAGUUUUACCUUUCGAGUCUGUAAAAUCAGAAUUUCGAUCAAAUCACACAUCGCAGUAUAUUAGGCCUUCUAAUUCUUUAAGAGGUUUAUCUACAAAAUUCGCAAUAUAACUAGGAAGACGUUUUAAAUACCAUACAUUGGGUUACUGGGCAUGCGAGUUUAGCCCAUUUGAUACCUUCGUAUCCGAGAAUCAACAAAUUCGAAUCCGCAUUGUUCACAAAAUUUUGGGUCUUCUUUUUCAUCUCCGAUUACUCCAUAAUUUCCACAAGCACAAAUUCUGCUGUUUCUCUUGGUCUAGAAUAGGCGUCAUCUGCGGUUGGCCCGUCGUAUUGCAUCUAUGAGAUAUGACGUGUCAGUAUAACAAAUAAGAAAAUUACACGUGGAAACAAAGAAAAACUUUCUUUUCUCU
Messenger RNA from Lycium barbarum (goji berry), 3165 nucleotides. RefSeq names its product arogenate dehydratase 2. The transcript is spliced from 12 exons. The coding region runs from base 229 to 1443 and encodes 404 amino acids. Gene Ontology annotation, biological process: L-phenylalanine biosynthetic process. The record is from RefSeq and is a predicted model, not a curated record. Gene Ontology annotation, molecular function: prephenate dehydratase activity; arogenate dehydratase activity. NCBI's taxonomy places the organism in Eukaryota, Viridiplantae, Streptophyta, Magnoliopsida, Solanales, Solanaceae. Gene Ontology annotation, cellular component: chloroplast; cytoplasm.